CAACAGGCGGCAUCUGCGAAGCUCAUAUCACACAUUGUCAUCUCCGCCCCCAGUCAGUUCACCCUGUCCCCCCUCGCAAAAUCCAUAAAAUUCUCUCCUCGUUAAAUUUUCUUUCUCACCUACACUUACGGAACUACGCUCUCCCUGAACUUCAUAUUCUCUUCGUUCGACCGAAUUUGCCCGGUAACCAUGUCACAGUCUCUCCGUUUGUUCACUCCUUCCCAGUCACGGUACCUCGCUUUACCUAAACACCCGUACUCGAAACCCUCCCUCUUGAAUUCCGAUUGUUGCAUCCCGAUCGUCGUUCCCAGGCAUUCUAUCUCUAUCAGAGCCUCUUCCGAUCCCAAUUAUUCACCGCCGCAAGUCCUGGUCACAGAGAAUGGCAAGGGAGUGCCAGGGACAACUGGGUUUACGCUCGCGGCAGUUCCAGCGACAGAUUCGUCAAUUGAGGUCGAUACGGUUACUGAGGCGGAGCUGAAGGAGAACGGCUUCAGGAGCACCCGGCGGACUAAGCUAGUAUGCACCAUCGGACCCGCUACCUGCGGCUUCGAGCAGCUGGAGGCGCUGGCUGUUAGUGGCAUGAACGUGGCUCGCAUCAAUAUGUGCCAUGGGACCCGCGAGUGGCACAGACUAGUCAUCCAGCGUGUGCGCAGGCUCAACGAGGAGAAGGGAUACGCCGUCGCCAUCAUGAUGGACACUGAGGGCAGUGAGAUCCACAUGGGCGACCUCGGUGGCGCUUCUUCCGCCAAAGCCGAGGAUGGUGACAUAUGGACGUUUAGUGUUAGGGCGUUUGAUACACCGCUCCCAGAGCACACCAUCUCUGUGAACUAUGAUGGUUUUGCAGAAGAUGUGAGCGUUGGGGAUGAGCUGCUUGUGGAUGGUGGGAUGGUCAGGUUUGAGGUGAUUGAGAAGAUAGGUCCGGAUGUCAAAUGUAGAUGCACUGAUCCAGGACUGAUGCUACCACGGGCUAAUCUGACAUUUUGGAGGGAUGGGAGUCUAGUACGGGAAAGAAAUGCAAUGCUUCCCACCAUUUCUUCCAAGGAUUGGUUGGAUAUUGAUUUUGGGAUUGCAGAGGGUGUUGAUUUUAUUGCGAUAUCAUUUGUAAAGUCUGCUGAAGUGAUUAAUCAUCUCAAAAGCUAUAUAGCUGCUCGGUCUCGUGAUAGUGACAUUGCUGUCAUUGCAAAGAUAGAAAGUGUCGACUCAUUGAAGAACUUGGAAGAGAUCAUUCGAGCAUCAGAUGGAGCUAUGGUGGCGAGAGGUGAUUUGGGUGCUCAGAUACCUCUGGAACAUGUCCCAUAUGCCCAGCAGAAGAUCGUUCAGGUGUGCAGACAGCUAAAUAGGCCAGUUAUUGUUGCCUCUCAGCUACUUGAGUCUAUGAUUGAGUACCCAACACCAACCAGAGCUGAAGUAGCAGAUGUUUCUGAAGCAGUCAGGCAACGAGCAGAUGCCUUGAUGCUCUCUGGAGAGUCAGCCAUGGGGCAGUUCCCAGAGAAGGCAUUGGCGGUUUUGAGAAGUGUCAGUCUAAGAAUUGAGAAGUGGUGGAGAGAAGAGAAACGUCAUGAAUCUAUGGAACUUCAGGAAGUAGGAUCUUCAUUUCGGGACCGUAUUUCAGAAGAAAUUUGCAAUUCUGCUGCCAAAAUGGCUAACAACUUGGAGGUGGAUGCUCUUUUCGUGUACACAAAGACUGGGCACAUGGCAUCGCUUUUGUCGCGUUGCCGACCUGACUGUCCAAUCUUUGCGUUUUCAUCAACGGCAUCUGUGCGGAGGCAUCUGAACCUACAGUGGGGCCUGAUACCUUUCCGUCUGAGCUUCUCAGAUGAUAUGGAAAGUAAUCUUAACAAAACAUUCUCCCUGCUAAAGGCCAGGGGGAUGAUCAAAUCGGGUGACCUUGUCAUUGCUGUCUCAGACAUAUUGCAGUCCAUCCAAGUUAUGAAUGUUCCUUGAGAAAUGGACUUCAAUGGGGAAUUUGGUAUUGCAAUGUUUUUCGACCCUCUUAUAGAUUGUGUUAUUUAGUGACUGCUGCAUCUGAAUUAUCAAUCCAAAAGAAGAUGUGGGAAAAUUUUAUGGUAAGAACAAGGAAUCAUGUCUUCCAUCCUCUCUACCUGUUGACCUUAACCUGGGUCAUUUCUUGAAGCAAUGGAGGAAGGUUUAGUUUGUUCCACUUGAGCAACAGUAACGUUGCCAUAGGUGACCCCACUAUUACAUGUAAUCUGAUUUGGGCCAUUUGGCUUAGAGUGAGGCAAUAUGUAGCUGUAUUAUUCUGCUCUGGCCUUUGGGUGAUAAUACAGUGGACGUUGUAGCAUAUUGUUUUGUGUGGCUUAUCAAUAUGUAUUUCUGUUUCAGGGAAGGAUAAUAAUAGAAAUGAUCAAUCAUUGUUUUGGGGAAAA
This is a messenger RNA of Tripterygium wilfordii, 2387 nucleotides long. Its product is annotated as pyruvate kinase isozyme A, chloroplastic-like. The record is from RefSeq and is a predicted model, not a curated record. NCBI's taxonomy places the organism in Eukaryota, Viridiplantae, Streptophyta, Magnoliopsida, Celastrales, Celastraceae. The transcript has 6 exons. Gene Ontology annotation, cellular component: cytoplasm; chloroplast stroma. Gene Ontology annotation, molecular function: potassium ion binding; pyruvate kinase activity; magnesium ion binding. Gene Ontology annotation, biological process: glycolytic process. Bases 190 to 1944 code for a protein of 584 amino acids.